Molecule: messenger RNA, 1923 nt
Organism: Musa acuminata AAA Group (dessert banana)
Lineage: Eukaryota; Viridiplantae; Streptophyta; Magnoliopsida; Zingiberales; Musaceae
Product: cytochrome P450 78A5-like
Exons: 2
Coding region: 123-1652 (509 amino acids)
Molecular function (GO): heme binding; oxidoreductase activity, acting on paired donors, with incorporation or reduction of molecular oxygen; iron ion binding
Source: RefSeq, a predicted model, not a curated record
UCUCCUCUUCAUUACGCGCUCGUUUGGAUCCCCGAAACCACUCCUUUUAUUCGCGCUCCUUGCCCUCCCCACCUCUCCAAACGCACAAACGUCUCACCUUCCUCUCUGUCCCACCGCCUUCGAUGGGUUUCUUCCCCGUCGUCGACGCAGCUUUCUACCUCCUCUUCGUCUCAAACGCUACGGCGCUACCGUCGAUCACCGUUGUUGUCAUCUUAACCCUCGCUGUCAUCUGCCUCUACCCGGGCGGGCUCUCGUGGGCGCUCUCCAGGGGUGGCCGCUCCAUCCCCGGUCCGCCUGGCAUGGUACUCGGCCUAUCUGGCUCCGCCGCCCACCGGGUCCUCGCCAGGCUUGCUGCGUCUCUCAAAGCCGCUGACUUGAUGGCCUUCUCCUUCGGCCUCACCUGCUUCGUCGUGUCUAGUCGCCCCGACACCGCCCGGGAGAUCCUUAACAGCUCGGCCUUCGCCGAUCGACCCGUUAAGGAAUCUGCCUACGAGCUGCUCUUCCACCGGGCAAUGGGCUUCGCGCCUUUCGGCGACUACUGGCGCACCCUCAGGAGGAUCUCCGCCACCUAUUUGUUCAGUCCCGCAAGAAUCGCCGCUUUUGGUGAGCACCGUAGGGCCAUAGGACAGCAAAUGAUCCAUGACGUAAUGGCGAGCAUGGAGACGAAUGGGGUGGUGGCGAUGAAGAAAGUUGUGCACUUUGGAUCCCUGAACAACGUGAUGAUGAGCGUUUUUGGCAAAAGAUUCGAUUUUGGGAAACACGAGGGUGUGGAGUUGGAAGAGCUGGUCACAGAAGGGUAUGAUCUACUUGGUAAGUUCAACUGGAGCGACCACUUCCCAAUGUUGAGGUGGAUGGAUCCUCAAGGUAUCAGGAAGAGGUGCAGGAGACUGGUGGCAAAGGUCAAUGUGUUUGUGGGCAGCAUCAUAGAAGACCACAGACGAAGACGAGUUGCUGCAGAAGCGGUCAAUGGGGUUGGUGACUUUGUUGAUGUGUUGUUAGAUUUGGAGAAGGAAGACAGGCUUUCUGAUUCUGAUAUGGUUGCCGUUCUGUGGGAAAUGAUCUUUAGAGGAACUGACACUGUUGCUAUACUUCUGGAAUGGAUCAUGGCCAGAAUGGUGCUGCACCAAGACAUACAAUCGAAGGUGCAGUCAGAAAUCGAUGCUGUCGUCGGAACCUUGCGCCUCGUCUCCGACGCCGACAUCCCCAACCUGCCUUACCUCCAGUUCAUCGUGAAAGAAUCUCUACGGCUGCACCCACCUGGCCCCCUUCUCUCCUGGGCUCGCCUCGCCGUCCAUGACGCUUACGUCGGUGACCACUUCAUCCCUGCAGGGACCACGGCGAUGGUGAACAUGUGGGCAAUAACCCACGACGAGCGCAUCUGGGAAGACCCCGAUGACUUCAAGCCCGAGCGAUUUGCCGAGGAGAACGUAAGCAUUCUGGGUUGCGACCUAAGGCUGGCGCCCUUUGGGGCUGGAAGGAGGGUGUGUCCUGGGAAAGCCUUCGCAUUGGCUACCGUUCACUUGUGGUUGGCUCAGCUGCUUCAGAGCUUUACUUGGGUCUCCGAGGGGAGUGCAGUGGACAUGUCCGAGUGCUUGAAGAUGUCUCUUGAAAUGAAGAAGCCUUUGGUUUGUAGGGCCUUCCCAAGAAACUGAAGUUUGGAUCUGGUGGCUUGCUCUUGAGUGCUUUCUGAGAGUAAUAAUAUACAGUGGGUUUGGAGCUUGGAAGCACGAUGUUUGGAGUUAGUCUCCAGACUUUGCUGCUUUGUAGAUAGUGUAUGUGGUUUUGUCCAUUUAGGUAGUCCCAGCUUCUGUGUGAUGUGCAUAGUGGUGGAGGUUUAGGUUUUGCAUGCUAUCCUUUACGUAGUUUGUGAUGUACUCAGCUUCGUAUAUGUGGAAAUGGAGUUUCUGUCUCAAUUCUAUUUCA